Messenger RNA from Linum trigynum, 10171 nucleotides. NCBI's taxonomy places the organism in Eukaryota, Viridiplantae, Streptophyta, Magnoliopsida, Malpighiales, Linaceae. The record is from the annotation of a GenBank genome assembly.
CAGAUUUCUAGGGAAACAAACAGAAAACAAGACAAAAGCGCACAUAAAUCAGGGCUAGCUGGGGACUGGAAGCAAGGAUGGACCAGGAAGAUGACAAUGGCAAAGUUGGCCUAGAUUUCAGCAGCUACAAAGUUCUCUCGUCAUAUUGUCACGUUACAUAACACCCUUCACCAUUCACCUUUUUAACAGGGAGGAGGACCAUUCACCAUCUCCAUCUGCACCUCCUUCAUUGAUCAGCAUUCAGUAGUAGAAAGAAAAGACACCAACUUUGUUGUUUCCUAAAAUUGUUGUUUACUGUUGUUUGUUAUUAUGAGCUUCCAUCAUCCAUUGCUGUCCACACAUCACAUGUGAAUCCUGUUAAGAACAUGAAAUGGCAUAUUUCGCCUCUCCUCUUCUUCACCCUCUCCCUCUCCCUCUCCAAUCAGACUAUUCCUGACAAAAGUUGUUUCAACAAAAUCCCACAAAUGUCAAAUGGGUUCUGUGGCCUUUUCACCUCCCUCCUUUCCCAUCUCCACCAACUACCUCCCCUAGAUGAUCAAGGCAUCAUGUCAUGCCGACACCGUUGGAUCGAUCGUAUCGUUGAACGGUGAAAGCAUUAUUACAAGGAAAACGAAAUUAUUCAACCAUGCCAGCUCGUAUUAAUCCUUAUUCAUCAACAUGACAAUCAAACGGCAAGUAAAAGAGGAAAAAGGGAGCGAAAUGUGGCAUCUUCCUUCCGAAUGCCAAUUUCUAUCAUUACCAAAAUAGUACGGUUGAACCAUUUUCAAAUAAAACGCGUUUGAAGCGAAAGUGAAGUUUCAAAGAAAUUUAAUCAUUUUCUCUUUGCCGAAACUAAUGAAGCAAAGUUGUUCCUUGCAAGUGUCCCCUUAGCACCGAUAUGGAAUGAAAGCUCCCAAACGAAAGUUGUAAGACUCUUCCCCAUUUAUGUAAUCCUUUGCCACAACUAAUGAGGCCAAGAAGUUGUUUAUUGGGGGCAAAGUGUCCUAUUAGCAUGGAUUAGGUCACGUAACCCAUAUGGGUUUAGUUCACUUAAGUCACCCUUCCAUCGAGUUGCUUUCCAAAGGCUAAAAGAAAGAAACAAGAGGAGCAAAAUGAGGAGGGAAAAGAAAGGGGCAAUUGUCCUCUUAGGGCUCCUCUCUCUCUUUUUUCUCAUACAUGUUGAUUUGCGUAGAAAACAAUCCAUGUAGCACGAGGAAAAGGAAAGAGUACAUCUAGGAGCUUUGUUUUGGUGAUAUUGUUGUACCUUAUGUCUUCCAUCUUGUAUCACAUCUUUGAAUUUGAGAAUUGAGCAUUCCUCUGAUGGAUGACUGCUCUUUCUUUCUUCCCCUUUUGGUCUAAAUUUGUUUCUAAAAGCUACUUCUCUCUUCGUCCUAAGAGAAGAAUCUCAGUUAUCCACCAACUGUCAUUUAUUAUAUAGUACCAGUUUUAGUUGAAACAAUUGGUUAGUCGAAUUUAAUACAAAGAGGUCACCCAGUUUGGAAUUAGGGCUGGCUAUUUGGUCCCGAACUGUUUGGAUUUACCCGAAAUCGGACCGUAUAACUCGGAUCGGGACCAGACUGGGACCGGAUAGCAAACAAUGCAAUCUCAUAUUUGGGCUUAGAUUUGAGGUAUAAAAACCGGAUAAAGACCGGAUAAGAGAACACCUAAAAUCAAGAUAAAAUUGGGACCGGACCGAAUCAAGACCGGACUGUAUCCAAUCCAAUCUUUGGUCCUUAUAUUCCCGAAAAGAUCGGACUGGGACCGAAUCAAUUUGGUUCAAUUUAACCGGACCGAACCGUAUAGCUACCCUAUUUGGAAUAGCUUACAUGAAAUAGUACUAGAACUGUGACUUGGGUCAUAACUAUCUUUCAACCAAGUUCAUUCUCCAAGUCUCAUGACUGUAUCAUAUAUAUGUGUAGCUUUAUAGACUUUGGCCUUCCCACAUGCAAAAAUGGUCCCUCUACAUUCCCACCAUCAAUCGAAAGUACAGUGAUGAACUUGCAAAUUUUCCACCAGAAAUGGAAACAAACAAAGCACAAGGGGGAAAAAGAGAGAGAGGAGAGAAUACAUAUUGAAUUUUUUGUAACAGCGAAAUAAAGCAGGUUUGAUUUUGUUGUUUGUGGGAUAGAAUUAUUAUUAGAACGUAGUGUGUUUUCAAUUUUCAUGCCGUGGAUUUAUACGUCAAACCAAUUGUUUAUACAACUUAUUUAUUCGAGUAUUUAUAUAAUGUGGUUAGCAUAUGUACAUAAAAGAUUCAAAGUAUUUGAUGUAAAUAAUAGAACAGUGUUAUGUGAAUAUCAUAACUUUAUCUUGAACAACAUUUAAAAGCUAUCAUAUCGAUCUUUUUAGAUUGGAAAAUUUAUUCAAAACAAGGUUUGUUUACAAAAAUUUCAAAAAAAAAAAUGUUUACUAACUGUAAAAUGAAAUAAAAAAUGGAUACAAAAAUGUCAUUAGAUUUUGGGUGUUAUCUCCCUAUCAAAAUUUCAUCAAUCAUGGAUCAGUUAGGAAAAAAAGGUGUUUGUAACAGUCACAUCCCAAGAGGAAAUUAUAAAUAGGGGUGUUCAAAUGGUUACCAUGGUUAUUACCAAAUCAAAUAAGGCUAAAUUUCAUUAACCAUGGAAUACAAUAUAAUAACCAAACCGUUCAAACUAAUACAACAACCAAAUUAACCAAACUAAAAUUUAAUCAGUUUGGUUAAUUGGUUAACCAAAUUAACCAAUAUAAAAUCACAUUAUCAUUAGGUGAGAAAAAAUUCGGUUAAUUUAUCGAUUUAUAAUUUAUAUAAUGAAUAAAACAUAACAAUCAACACAUAGUUAUAGUUGACCCUUAACAUAAAUACAAGUAACUAAGACAAUUAUCUUACGGUUAGUAUAGAAGUAUUCACCUAACAAAAAUUUAUCACAAUGGUAUGGGUUAAUGAAUUGUUGUGUUUGUUUGAAUUGACUUAGCCUUUUAGCAUUUUUCAUAGGUUGAAAAUGACAUUGCUUUCAAGUUUUCAUCCAACACAAUGUAUGAGAUUUAUCUAAAUUAGGCGUUCAUAUGUUGUGGUCUACACUCUUGACUCUACAUAUACAAAUAUACAUUAUAGGAACAAUAUAAAGAUUUAUAUUUUAUGAGUCUAAACCGGAUGAACGUUUAACUCUUGAGUGGUUAUUCAAAGUAUUAAUUAUGUGUAUAUAUUAGAUAUAUGGCUAAUUAUUUAUCUGGUUAAUUUGGUUUGGCUGGUUAGGAGUGUCUGAAACCAAACCACUAAACCAAACAAGCUAAAAACUUUAAUCAAACCAAACUAAUUAUCCAAAUUAACCAAACCAAAUUAUCCAAAUAGUAAUGAUUAAAACGGUUAUCAUAGUAACCACACGUUUAAACACCCCUAACUAGCUAUAACGCCUCACAUGAUUCAAAUCACUAACAAACCAAGCUCAUAACUAUUAAGUUCCCUAACCUAAAGACUCCAAUCUUCGAGUAAGAACUCCAACAUGUUCAUUCCCAUUAUAAGUAACCUCAUUCAAACUUAAGAACUCCAACAUGUUCAUUCCCAUCAUAAGUAACCUCAUUCGAACUUUGAAAAAAAAAAAGAUGAAGAACAAUUUAUCAUCUCCAAAUUUUAGACUUACCUCAUUUGAUUAAACAUCGACCACACAUUUACAUCGUAGUAAACCUUCCAGAUCUUUAUGAAGCAAACUCUUUUUUAUUAUUGUCCUAACCCUAUGGACCAUGAAGAACUAAACAACUAACCCACCCAUGGACUAUGACCAUUUUAUAGUCUUAGAAAUUCUCUCGUACAAAUUGUUUUCAGUUUUUGGUACUCGUGGUUCUUCAUUUCUGGUUGGAGAUGCAUGUUCUUGUUGGCCAAACCCACGUCGAGAUGUUUGUGGAGAAGAAGGACAAACCAAUGGCACCAUAAUAAUUUCUUAUAAAUAUAUAUAUAUAUAUAUAUUUUUUUUUUUGGGAAGCACUAUUCAUAGUAAAAAGAACAAAUUAUCCUUUUGGACAGAAUACGAAAAUUUCGGAAGAUAUUGGGAUGAAUAGACCCAUCACUUCCAUCAGCUAAACUUCAAAACAAAUUUGGCUCUCACUAUCACAGAAAAUAACAAUAAUAGUUAUGAAAGACUAAUUUCCGUACCUAAUCAACUACAACACACAAAAAUAAAAAAGGCAAGGGUGUUUGCGGUUUCAUGGACACACUGUCCAUUGAUUCCCUCUGUUUCUUUUGGCAUUCUUCAAUUGCUCCAAAUCCCCAUUUUAUUGUUUUAUUAAUAUUAGUAUUAGUUAAUAUUAAUAUCUUGGUUGAUAUUAUAAUUGUUUUUAGUCAGUCAAAGUGGUGAAGAUACUAAUAAUACAUGCUGACUUAUAACAUAUACAUGAAUCCUAGUUUGACAAUUAUAUUCUCUUCUUUGAAUUGUGAAAACCUGGCCCAAUUUGGUUGUCAUAAUUACUUAUAAAUGCAAACUCUUUCAAAAGUUAUUGCCUUUUUUGGCGAAAAUCAAAUAAAUAUAAACAAAAAGAAUACGUAAAAAUGAGUGACUAGAGCGAAUCAUUACCGAUUAACACUUGGAAGAGAGACUUAAAUUGGCGAUUCGUCCAACUUAUGACACCAUCAGAACAUGAUCAGAUUAACGCGCAUUCCAAUCGAUUUUGUAAUCGGAAUCGACAAGUAACAUAAUCGCGAUCGACAAUUCAAGUUAUCCAACUCAAACAACAAACUCCCGCCCCAACCGACUAAAUCGACACCAUCUUGUAAUCAUUGCCAUAAGCCUCUGUGUUUUUUUACUUUGAAAGGUGCUUGUCAUGAGUCAUAACACAACUUCACCAAGAAGAGUGAACUUAUCUUCUCUUCUCAGUAGUCUUUCUCCUUCAUGGGCAAGGUGAUGAUAACUUGGCAACUAAUCCAGAAGUGGAAAGGGCAAAAGUAAGGUACUGGAGACUGGAGAGGAACCAAAUUGUACCAGUAGUCUAGUACAGCUUCAGCCUUCAUUCAUACAAGGGAAGCAGCAAACGCGUAAGAAAAAAGGAGGGAAACAAACAAAGCCUUCCAUAUUUUUUUACCGCGAACCAGAAAGAGAGGGAAAGGAACGGAGUGGUGUGAGUAAUAAGUAAUAGUAAAUGAUGGUGGUUAAAGUAAACGAAAAGCACCCAAUUUGGGGUUUCUUCAUCCUCAAUGUCUUACAAAUUCUACCAAAUUCGAAAAAUAGACUGGUUUACAGGUUAAGUGAUUGAAAAACAGUUUAACUCGUAUUAAACUACAGUUUUAUUACAGAAUAUUCUUACACUAAUUUUUUCGAUACAACUUCGAUUUGAGAUAAUUAUGACUUGGGGAGGAAGAGUCAUCUUUCGUAGGAUGGUCAAGCUGCAAGGAUGAGGUAAGGAGAGAGAGCAGUUAAGAGCCCAGCCAAAUUGGGUUUCAGAGAUGUCACAUGGAUUGAGUUUUGGAUUUUACUGGCAAUGGGUUAGAAGCUGGGAGCUCUGGAGAGAGAAGAGAGAAGAGGAAAGCAGUAAUUUUUAGUAAAGUAGUAUGGGAGUUAGAAAAUCUAAUAUAAUUAGAAUUUUUUUGAAAAUAAUAGUGGGGAGGGAGGGAGGGAGAGUAACCAGUAAGUAGCCUAGUUCUGGUAGUAGCAGCAGCAGCAGUAGUGGUGGGUACUAAUAAAUAACACUAAAACCAUCAAAGCUUUCUUUGCCAUUGCUUCUCCCUCUGGAAACAAAGGAAGAAAAUUGAGAAUUGGGUUAGUGAGAGAGAAGGAAGAAGAAGCAAAAGCCCUUUCCUUUCUCUCUUUUGUUUUUGUUGGUUUUUUGCAGCAGCAUCAUCAUCAAUCCCAUUCCAUCCCACAACACCAUUAAACCACACUCAGGCUCUCUCUCUCUCUCUUCCUUCACUCUGCUUCUUCCAUACCCUGUCUGCUUCUCUUUCCUUCUUUAACCCUGAAAUAGAGGAAGCAAGAGAAGAAAGUUUUUAAUGUGCACCCACCUCUCUGCUCCACCUUCUUCUUCCUCUCUCCCCUUCUUCCUCCUCCUUCCUGUUCUUCUUGUGCAUUCUGACUGACUCCCUUCCACCAUCCUUAUCUCUCUCCCUCUCUCCUCAUUUUGCUCUCUGGGUCCUUGUUUCCAUUGCUAUACACAAUCACAUAACAGAGCCAGUUGACAGAGCACAUCACCAGGCAAACCCACCAUUUCUGUAGCUUUGGUUCUAGUUCCUUUUUCAAUCCCUUUUUUCUUCUGUCAAACAGAUCUAAUUUUACCCAUAACGCACCCCAUUUACCCAUACCCAUAACUGGAAGCUUCUUUCUGAGACAACACAACAACUGGGGAGCUAUGAGUAAAGAAGAGUUCUUAAAGAUCCAGACCUGCGUUCUCAAAGUUAACAUACACUGCGAUGGCUGCAAGCACAAGGUCAAGAAAAUCUUGCAGAAGAUUGAUGGGGUGUUCAAAACCCAUAUAGAUUCAGAGCAGGGGAAAGUGACGGUUUCAGGAAACGUCGACCCUGCUGUCCUGAUCAAGAAGCUCAACAAAGCAGGGAAACAUGCUGAGCUCUGGGGCGCCCAAAAGCCCAACGGCAACAAUAACAACAAUCACAAUCUCAAUCAACUGGCCAAUCAAUUGAAGAACAUGCAAAUUGAGCACGGCAAAGGCGGCGGCGGCCCGAAUAACGGCAAAGGUGGCGGCGGCGGCCAGAAGGGCGGCGGGGGACACCCUGCCGGUCAUAACAAUAACCCCCAGAACCAUCUCAAAGGAGGCGGUGGCGGUGGGCAUCAGCUGAACCCACAACAGCUACAGCAGAUGCAACAAAUCCAGCAGAUGCAGCAACUGCAGCAGAUGAAGGGGUUGCAAGAUCUGAAACUUCCCCAAGGCAUGAAAAUGCCGCAGCAGCCGAAUCAGCCGCAGAAGAUGCUUCCCCACCUUCAGCAGCAGAAUCAGAAGUCGGUCAAGUUCGCCGCCGCUGAAGAUGACGAGUUCAGUGACGACGAUUACGACGACGACGAAUUUGAUGACGAGGAUGAUUACGAUGAUGACGAAUUUGAUGACGAGAUGGACGCCGUUCCUCCCAGUAAGCCCAAGCCGAUGAUGGGAAAUGGUCACCCCGGCAUGAUGAUGAACGCCGGCGGCGGCGGUGGAAUGUUUCCGCCUCAUAUAGCUGCCGCUGCUUCCGCCGCGAAGAAGGGCGGUGGAGACGGACCGGUUCCCGUUCAUUUCAACAACGGCGGUGGAAAGAAAGGCGGUGGAGGAGGGAAUCCGAGUCACAAUCCGAAUCAAAACGGUAAAGGCGGCGGCGGCGGCGGUGGAGGUAAGCCACAAGACGGGAAAAAUGGCGGCCACGGUGGAGGUGGCGGUGGAAAGAACGGUCACAACGGCAAUAAUGGCGGUGGCGGCAACGGUAAUAACAUGAACAUGGCCGGGGGCAAGAAGGGAAAUAACGGUGGCGGUGGUGGAGCGAGCAGUAAUGAAGGCUUCAGGAGCGUGGGUGGACCCCACGGCGGUAUGGGUAUGGGCCCAAUGGGCGGCGGAAUGAACGGCUUGCCGAUGGGCCAUCAUCAAGCUCCAAUGGGCCAAAUGCCCAAUAACAUGGCGGCGGCAGCAGCGGUCCAAGGCCUACCGAUGAACGGCGGGGGUGGAGGCGGCGGCCCCCCGGUCGGUUACUUCCCCGGAUCCGGCCCGGAUGGAAUGCCCGGAAACCCAUCUCUCCAGCAACAGCAGUACAUGGCGGCGAUGAUGAACCAGCAGAGAGCAGCCGCGGCAAUAGCUGCCGGCGGUGGCGGCGGCGACCAGAGGUUCCAGCCGAUGAUGUACGCCAGACCCCCACCGGCGGUGAACUACAUGCCUCCGUACCCGUACCCAUACCCGCAUCCCCACGCUACCGACCCGUAUACGAAUUACUUCAGCGACGAGAACACCUCGAGUUGCAACGUCAUGUGAGGACGAAGACAAGCCCCGGGUCGGGUCCGGAUUGUUGAGCUGCCCGCCGGCCGUUUAGCUUGCUUAGCUUUUGUUGCGGUGGAGGAAAAUUGGGGAAGUUUGAUAUACGACAAACAACAUCGAAAUGGGUCUUCUUUAUUUCUUCUUAAUUUAAAUUUUCAUCCAAUGUUUAUUUUUAGUUUAUUUUUCAACUUUGAUAUAUUUAUUUUGGUUUUUUUUUUUUUUUACUUUUGAAUGAAGGGAGUCCAAAUUAAGGUGAACUUAGGGAGUGGGAGGGGAAGGAAGGAAGGAUUAGUAGUGUAGUAUUAGUAGUGGGGGGACUCUCUUUUUUGUUAUGGAGGAUGAUAAUGAUGUUUAUAUGUGUUUAUAUGUUGCAAAACCAAAAAUAAAGAUUUAAACACCUAAACAAAGGGAAAACAGAGAAUGUGGGUUUUGAAAGCAAGAAAGAUAGGAAAGACAAACCCCACACUCUCUUCUUCUCUUUUGCCUUAUUUAUCUCCUUGAUUUGCUCUUUUCUUUGCCUUCUUCCUUUUUCUCUUUAUGCUUUAGCCUGAUGGGAAAUAAUCAAAGCAAGGAAACUUCAGAUUUGGGUUUUUGCCAAUUUACCGAUAGCUCGAACUCAACUCGGUGCGAUUGCAAGGUCGUUGUCAUAGUUCACUAGUCUAGAAGUUGUUAAAUUCAAUUCAAUUUUGUUUAGGUUAUGGAUUCCUCAUUUUCAAGAUAAUCUAUAAUUAGAUGAUGAAUUUGUUUUGGUGGAAAUAAUUAUGUGACAAAUAAUGCAAUCGAAAUAUUUGACAAUCCACAAUGAAAUGAAUGAAAGAGGCUCUAAUUAUAAUUAAUUGGUUUGGGAUGUGGGUAUGAUGACACGCGCUGUGGAGGUGGGACCCAAAGUUCAGAAUGGUAAUAAAAUGGAGUGGGAAGGGAAGGAAGAGAAUUGGAGGGAGGACCCACUAAAAAUGACCACUAGUAGAAUUAUUAAUUAAAACUAAAUAAUAAAAAUGGGGAAGGGAAAGGUGGGGUUGGGGUUGGGUAGGGUGCAUAAUAAUUGGGGGUUUUAGCAAAUUUGCCAGAGCCUUCACAUGCCUUCCCCCUCACUUUCUCCCCGAAACACCUAAUUUGCCCUUAUCAGACUCCCAAAUUUGCAGAAAUGCCCCUUCAUAUGCAAUUUAACGCCAUUACGUCAAUGUACAUGAGUUUUGAGUUUGGGAUGUGACAAGGUUUCAGGUUCGAAUCUCAGUACCACCUUCUUGGUGUUCCUUGAGGCACCCUUGGUACACCCGAUAACGGCGGUAGCACAAUGCCGGGCACUGCGCUGUACACAAAGACACACUAGAGGGGCUCAUCCGUUCAAGGGAUUUUUUUUUUUUUUUUUUUUUGUAUACGAGGUUUUGUGUUAUUUUUACAUAGUACGAGGACUUAUUUAGCUAUAAACCCCGGAAAUGGAGCAAUGUUGUCGACAAGGACAAGCUGCUUAGGUAACUACUUCCUUUUAGGCUUAGCACAAUAGUCACAUACUGAUACUACCAUACCAUGUGGGUGAUGGAAGUAGGAAGAAAAUCUAACGGCGUUGACACUUGACAACAACGCUCCUUUUUCUUUUUUCCUUUCCUUUCUUUGCUGCUGCUGCUGCUCGUGAAUAGUCUUGUCAAAUUAGACAUUGGGGGAAUUGCUUUGUUUUGCUCUGUUUCUUGCAGAGAUGCAUUCAUCCUCUUUCUCAGUCUUCAGAAGAAUACAUCAAAACCGCCAUACCCACCACCAGAACUCCAGAAGACUACUGUUUUUCCUUCGUCUGAUGAUAUUGUCCAUGGGGAUGAUGCGUUGUUGGGUUUUGAUUGGAUUAAGGAGAGUGAUGAUGAUACUGAUGAUGAUCAUGGGAGGAAAGGAAAGGAAAGGAAAGGGCAUCAUCAUCCUCUGUUUCUCGCCAUAACUGCAACUCUGUGUCUAAUCAAAGAAGUGGGUAAGUAAAGACAGUGAUGGACGGAUGGAUGAUGGGUUGUAGGGUACAAGCAAGAAAGGUUCCCCUCUCCUCUCCUGAUUUGUUUCAGGCUUUCAGUACGUACUUUUUUCUCUCGUGAAGGACUUGUCCGUUCUUUUCAUUCAAUUCAUUUAUAUGUGGCAGUGAAAUGGUAUUCUUCAACUUCUGUAUAUACAUGGUCAUUUGUUCACAGAUGAUAGAAAAUCGUAGGGUUGGAAACCUUGUUAUCUAUAGUGAAAUGGUGUUUUUGAGGGGUUGUUUGGAGUUUGGGAUUCUCCAAAUUGAAGUAUUCAAUCAAUUUGUGUAUUGUGA